Messenger RNA from Daucus carota subsp. sativus, 1362 nucleotides. Its product is annotated as dof zinc finger protein DOF5.6. Lineage: Eukaryota; Viridiplantae; Streptophyta; Magnoliopsida; Apiales; Apiaceae. Gene Ontology annotation, molecular function: DNA binding; DNA-binding transcription factor activity. The transcript has 2 exons. The record is from RefSeq and is a predicted model, not a curated record. Gene Ontology annotation, biological process: regulation of DNA-templated transcription. The coding region runs from base 160 to 1161 and encodes 333 amino acids.
AUCCCUCCUCACAACUCAUAAUUUCCCCCCCUCCCCCAGAGCCCUCCUUAUUACAUGCACAGCUACUAUAUAUAAACGCAUAGUUGCUGUUCCAAAUACAUGCACUAGUAGUUCAGUGGCCGCUUCACAUAACACAAUUAAGCUCGAUCCUUAGAUUUGAUGGCGCUCACUUCUCUCCAAGUUUGCAUGGACUCGUCAGACUGGCUUCAGGGAUCGAUAAUGAACGAGGAGAAUGGAAUGGAUUCGUCGUCGCAGUCGAGCGGCGACAUUCUGACAUGCUCAAGGCCGUUGAUGGAGCGGAGGCUAAGGCCUCCGCAUGACCAAGCUCUAAAAUGUCCCCGAUGCGAUUCGACUCACACCAAGUUCUGCUACUACAACAACUACAGCCUCUCUCAGCCUCGGUACUUCUGUAAAACAUGCAGGAGGUACUGGACUAAAGGCGGCACUCUGAGGAACAUCCCCGUGGGUGGCGGAUGCCGAAAGAACAAGAAAAUCUCGAACCACAAGAAAUCAUCCGACAACAACAAUAGCACUGCUCACACCAAUUCUUCCGUCAUCAGCCACGUCAUCCCCGGACCCACGUCAGAUCUCCAGUUCUCCUACCUCAGCCACCUCCUGGGCGGGUCCCAGGGAAAUGGUAGCUUUAUGGACUCAAAAUACAAUGCUUUUCUUGGAACCAACACAAACACAAACCCUAGGCCGAUUGAGUUUUUGGACAGUAAGUAUGAGAAUGAAGCAAUAAUGAGCCAUGACUUUAUGGGGAAUGGUGAUCAUUUGGGCAUAAUGAGCAAUGGAGCUGAUCAUCAUUUCCCAACUUUCCAAGGGAAUGCAAGUACUACUUCCACUUUUAUUCCCACUCCAUAUGGAAUGUCACUAGAUGGGAAUGCUUCUUACAGCUAUGGUGGGGCCCUCAUGGAUACUUGUCACAGACUCAUGCUUCCUAAUCCCAGCUUUGAAGAGCAUCAAGAGCAAGGUGGUGGUGGUGGGGGUGAUGUUGAAGUAAAGCCAGACACAAAGCUUUUAGCAUUGGAAUGGCAGCAAGAUCAAAGCUCUGGGAAGGAUAAUCAUCAUUCGUUUGGUUAUCAGAAUGCAGGUCUUGGUUCGUGGAACGCAGGGUUGAUGAAUGGGUACGGGUCAUCAGCAACAAAUCCACUGGUCUAGUAGAAUAAAGUUGGUUGAGCAGCUGUGAUGUUAUGAGGUCAAGAGGCAGAGUUAGAGCUAGGGGUGUCCAGGUUUUAAUAUUAUGCAUGUAAUGUAAUGUAAGGUGGAGGUUUUGUUGAUCUGUUUUGUUUAGCUAUUAUUAUUAUUAACAUGAGAAGUAUGAAUGCAGAAUCUGAGUAACAGCCUUUUUAAUUAAAUUGA